CAAGAGGUGGUUCCUCUUGUAAAUACGAGUUUCAGCUGGAGGAUAGAGUCAGUUAAGAUCUGUGAAGUGCCUGUGUUCGCCAUGCUGUGGACUGCAAGUCUCUGCCUCCUCUGGGCUUUGUCCAUCGUCGGAGCUCCGGUAAACAAACAGAGACAGAGAGUGCUGCUGAUCUCCUUCGAUGGUUUCCGGUGGGAUUACGACCGCGAUGUCGACACUCCAAACCUCGACAAAAUGGCCAUGGAUGGAGUCAAAGCCCUGUAUGUCACACCUCCUUACCUCACCAUCACCAGUCCUACACACUUCACCCUCUUGACAGGCCGCUACAUUGAGAAUCAUGGGGUAAUCCACAACAUGUGGUUCAACACAACCACCACAGAGAAGAGGCCGUACUAUCAGACUCAGUUUGUGAACGAGUGGUGGGACAAUGGCACUCUGCCUAUCUGGAUCACGGCGCAGAGACAGGGCCUAAAAGCUGGCUCUCUUCACUUUCCUGGCACCGCUUCCAGUUACCAGGGACAGGUUGCUAUGGUGCGGGAAGUGGAGCCACUGCUUUACAACUACAAGAACGAGACAGCUUGGCGAGAGAACACAGACAAGGUGAUGGGCUGGUUCAGAGACCAGGACCUGGACUUCGUGUCCCUGUACUUCGGUGAGCCAGACAGCACAGGACACAAAUACGGCCCAGACUCCCCCGAGCGACGGGAGAUGGUCAAGCAAGUUGACAGAACCGUGGGCUACAUCCGAAACUCAGCUGAACAACAUGGGCUCACCGACAGCCUCAACAUCAUCAUCACAGCAGACCACGGCAUGUCCACGGUGUACCGCAACGGUCUGGUAGAAGAGAUCACCCUGUCCAAGAUCCCGGGCUUCUCGUUCCGUGACCUGUCGUUUCACCUGGUGGACUUCGGACCCUCUGGGAUGCUACUGCCAAAGCCAGGAAAGCUGGAGAAGGUUUACAGUGCCUUGAAGGGCGCCCAUCCACACCUCCAUGUAUACAAGAAGGAGGAGAUGCCAGAGCGACUCCACUUUGCCAAAAAUGACCGUAUCCUCCCCAUCAUUUUAUGGGCCGACCCUGGAUAUGUAAUCAAUGGGUAUUUCCCAGUUCAGUUCCACAAGGGAGAGCACGGCUUUGACAACCAAGAGAUGGACAUGAAGCCUUUCUUCAGGGCAGUGGGUCCAGUGUUCCACAAGAACCUGGAGGUGGGACCUUUUGAGACUGUAAACAUCUACCCCUUGAUGUGUCACAUCCUGGGCAUCCAGCCGGAGGUCAACGACGGCCACCUGAACGCCACCAAACACAUGCUGGUUACCAGUGCUACUGCUCAGGAUGUGAAUUUCCUGCGAAACGUCUUCACUGGACUAGCUGCAGUGGCUGGAUUUCUGGUCAUAGUUUUUAUAGUGAUGGUAUCCCACACAAUGAUCAAGAACAAACGCAAGAAUAAAAGACCAGCAAAUUUGAAACAUCUACCAGAAAAGGAAAAUACAAAACAAACUGCAUUUUAAUCAUCUCACAAAGGUGAUGCUUCAGUGUGAGACUGAGAAACAGCUGCCUGUGGACGGUCUGAAUGGGUGAUUCCUUCUCAUGAAGGAGGAAAUGUGAGGAAAUGCUCUCUGUUCAUUGCACAAGGAUCCAAAAAAAAAAACAGUCGAUCAUUACCAUCUUAUGAAUUAUUAAUUUUGGUUCAAAACAGAGAACAGAAAUGAGCAGGACUGUGGGAAUAUAAUAAAAUAAAAGAACUCAUCCGCUCACUUUGUGUUCAUUUUGUUGAAUCCUCCACAGCAAAGUGUGAGAACACAAGGUUUAUAUGUACAUUACUGUCUGUAUCACAACGUGUUGUAAUUAAUGUCUGAAUGAAUAAACUUAAUUUGUCUUAAAA
This is a messenger RNA of Lates calcarifer (barramundi perch), 1877 nucleotides long. RefSeq names its product ectonucleotide pyrophosphatase/phosphodiesterase family member 7. The record is from RefSeq and is a predicted model, not a curated record. The transcript has 6 exons. The coding region runs from base 82 to 1503 and encodes 473 amino acids. Lineage: Eukaryota; Metazoa; Chordata; Actinopteri; Centropomidae.